Molecule: messenger RNA, 4437 nt
Organism: Hippocampus zosterae (dwarf seahorse)
Lineage: Eukaryota; Metazoa; Chordata; Actinopteri; Syngnathiformes; Syngnathidae
Gene: rufy2
Product: RUN and FYVE domain containing 2
Exons: 19
Coding region: 801-2909 (702 amino acids)
Cellular component (GO): cytoplasm
Molecular function (GO): metal ion binding
Source: RefSeq, a predicted model, not a curated record
AGUUUUAUUUAUUUAUUUUAUGCACACGUGUGGAUGCUAGAAGUGAAAUAGUGAGCAAGAGCUAUGACCUGUGUCUGCAGUGUUGCCAACUUGGCGACCCUUUCACUAUUUUCUGCACUAAUAGUGGUCCGAAUGUUAGUAGUAUGCUUAAAACCAUAAGCACAUUACUUACCGAACAUGAAUAUGCAAUGUUUGUGAGAUACAGUAUGCCUAAAAUUACGUGAUUUGCGUAAUAAUUACAGCGCUAUUAUUUUUUCAUCCUCGCACAUUCUCGCGAGAAUGGGCUUUUUGAUGGCAGGCAAUGCAGUUGUCGCGCGUAGCCUACAGGUGGCGGCAAAGCGGCACAGUAUGUAUGACGUAGUGUUUCCUUUUGUGUGUCUCGUGAGUGAGUUGUUGACACCGCCCCUCCGGAGAGAAGCUGCAACGAGGGCGGCACUGUCACAAGCAGACCGCGGCUCACUUUUCCUGGCUGUAAACAGCUCCACGGCGAAAUCAUGCACGGAAAAGAAAGCGUCUCCGAGGAGCGGCUCCUCUGUAUUUUGCCACCGCCGGUGCUACGGACGUUCACCAUAUAGACUAUCGAACGACGCCUAUCUACGGCCGCCUAGCCUCACGUCACCUCCCGUCGUUUCUCUUGGACUAGUGCUUCACCUGUCAGUAUCGGUCAUUGUUUAGCUGAUGCAAUUGCUGCUUUUUCUAAACUGCGGUUGUGAACGAUCUCCGGGUAACUCGGCGCCAAGCUCACCCGCCGAGCGUGGGGCCAGACCAGCGGCUGCUUAGCUCCAGAGACGCAGCCUAACAUGGCAUCGGCCGCCGAGCACGACCUGGCGCUUUCUGAGGCCGACAGCAGCAAGGAUAAAUCUCAGGUGUUCGGAAUAUUGAGGUUGCAAGAGGAGAAAUCUAACAUCGUCGAGAAAUGUAUCCCCGCUGUGAGGGGAGGCGGGGGUGGAGGAGGAGACGGACGAUGGCAGGCUCCCAUCUUCGCGUUAGCCAGGAAAGCCUCUGAAACCAUUUCAGGGAGCAUUCACGUGCUGCCUAAAGUGUCGGAGAACAGAGCAUCCAUGCCAGGAGAAUGGAACGUUCAAGCUUUGCGGGAUCCCAUGGCCAUGGAACGAGCCAACCUGCUCAACAUGGCCAAGCUGAGUAUUAAAGGCCUGAUCGAGUCAGCCCUGAGCUUCGGAAGAACACUGGACUCGGACUACCCGCCUCUGCAACAGUUCUUCGUUGUCAUGGAGCACUGUCUCAAACAUGGUCUGCGAGUCAAAAAAUCAUUUCUGGGAUUUAACAAGUCUCUUUGGGGACCUCUGGAGCUGGUCGAAAAACUGUGCCCGGAAGCAGGAGAGAUCUCAGCCUCUGUGCGAGAUCUGCCAGGACUCAAGACUCCUCUAGGUCGGGCCAGAGCGUGGUUGCGACUGGCCCUCAUGCAGAAGCGGCUGGCCGACUAUCUGCGACUCCUCAUCACUCGAAAAGACUUACUAUGUGAUUUCUACGAGAAUUCGGCACUGAUGCUGGAAGAGGAAGGCGCCGUGAUCGUGGGCCUGCUGGUUGGCUUGAACGUCAUUGAUGCCAACCUGUGUGUCAAAGGUGAAGACCUGGACUCUCAGGUCGGGGUGAUUGACUUCUCCAUGUAUUUAAAGAAUGACAUCGAUGAUUACAGGAGCGAAGAGAGGAACAGCCAGAUAGCAUCUAUCUUGGAUCAGAAAAACUACGUCGAGGAACUUAAUCGGCAACUGAAUUCUACAGUUCAUGGGCUACAGGGCAGAGUAGACUCUCUGGAAAAGUCCAACUCGAAACUCGUAGAGGAGUUAGCCAUCGCCAAAAACAACAUCAUUAAACUACAGGAAGAGAACCAGCAACUAAGGAGCGAAAACAGCCUCAUUCUUCUGAAGGCACAACAACAUUUAGAGGUGUCUCAAGGUGACGUGUCAUUGGAGAGAGACACAUACAAACAGUCUCGUCAAGGUUUGGAUGAGAUGUACAACGAGGCGCAAAGGCAGCUGAAGGAGGAGUGUCAGCUCAGACAGGAUGUGGAGAAUGAGCUGGUGGUCCAAGUGUCAAUGAAACAGGAAAUGGAACUGGCCAUGAAACUUCUUGAGAAAGAUAUUCAUGAAAAACAGGACACGUUGAUCGGUCUGAGAAAUCAACUGGACGAAGUCAAAGCCAUCAAUGUCGAGAUGUAUCAGAAGAUGCAGUCAUCCGAUGACGAAAUGAAGAAGAAGAACAACAUGAUCAGUCGUCUUGAGGAGAAGACUAAUCAGAUCACUGCCACCAUGAAGCAGCUGGAGCAGAGAUUACAGGAAGCCGAGAGCCACCGCACCACGGCUGAGGAAGGCACCAGGCGCUUCAAGAUGGACUUUGCAAACAAGGCCGACAGCCUGCAGAAGCAGAUCGACCACAGAGAGAAACAACUUUUGCAGCUGGAGACGGACCUGAAGAUCGAACGCGAGUGGAGGCAAACGCUACAAAACGAUCUGCACCGAGAGAGAGAAACGGUGGCUCAGCUCAGGACACAGGCGCUGCAGAUUAACGGCCUCAAGAUGGAGUUCCAUCGCCUUCAGGAUGAGAACUUCCAGCUGAAGAGUAUAUGUGAAGACCAAGAACAAGCUCUCGAGGAGCUUGGCUCCAAACUAAGCGAAUCCAAAAUGAAGAUUGAGGACAUCAAAGAAGCCAACAAAGCUCUUCAGGGUGGGCAGGUGUGGUUGAAAGACAAGGACGCAAGCCACUGCAAGCUGUGUGAGAAAGAGUUCUCCAUCUCAAGACGCAAGCAUCACUGUAGGAACUGCGGAGAGAUCUUCUGCAAUAGUUGCUCAGACAACGAACUUCCACUGCCCGCAUCUCCCAAACCAGUGCGAGUGUGCGACACCUGCCACGCUCUCCUCCUUCAGAGAUGCUCGUCUAAUCCCACUUGAAAGCUUUUCACUCUACCUCCUCUGGUAUGAUGAGCGCUCGUCAGCCCUCUGCAAGGUCCAUCUCUUUAAAGCUUUUGCAUGCACAUUUGUCGCAUAUCUCACUGCGAUUGGAUUGGAUUGGUUUGGAAGUUGAGAUGCUGAAGUGGCGCACUGCGUUUCCUCAAAUAGUGGCCUCUGCUUGAAUUGGGCGGCGUGCCUCGUUACAUACGGAAAAUGACAUGACCACAAAGCACAACCCGAGCAGUACAGACGUGGUAUCUGUAAAGAUGAAAACUUUUUCGGAGGCUCCCUGUACAAGGAAAUACAGGAUGCUGGAUGUACUUCAUAUCAUUUUGUUAUUCUAUUGGAAUUGAAUUUGUUUAAAAACUCAAUUAAGUUGCAUCAAAUCAAACAUUUGCAUUUUACGAUGACCUGGAUGAUUGAGCAACUGUACAAAUAUUUUUUUUUAAUCCUUAGGAUUAUUUUUAUUUUAUUUUAUUUUUUUACAAUUGUGACAGUAUUGUAAAAAUAACUUGCAUCAUGCAAUGCCAACCUUCCCCGCUAGAUGGGGUAGGUACACCUUGAGCUUUCAUUCCACGUGCACAUUCCAACUUCAUGAUGUGAUACAUUGUGUUCGCCUAUGGCAGUGCACUUGGGUUUUCUGCUCGACAGGGUCAAAUAUUCAGAUGUUUACAUCUCCUCAACUGGAUGUCGCUGCUCUUUUGUUAAAAUAUUAGAAACUCGAUCACUGCCCCAUCGCGUGCGUUCUGGAAAAAGACUUAAGGCACUGAAAGAAGAUGGGACUUGCCCAGCUGUAAAAGACGGGGCUUCACACUAAGAGAAAGCACUUAAGCAAAAUUACUGACUGCAUGUUGUUUGUACCAAAAUGUGAUCAGAUAAGUGCCACCACUAAUUGAAGAUACUCACGAAAAAAUAAAAAAUAAAGUACAGAAAGUUUACUGUUGCCAUCUUCCCAAGGCUGCUGCUCAUGUUCUGUGUUGGUGCCACUUGAGUUUGUCUAAUACUGUUCGUGCCAAAAUGACCCAGGUACAGUCCCAGUCAGCAAAAUUGGUCUGGCCCAGCUUUGGGCAGACACAACGGUACACUCGGCGCACGUACCUCAAUAAAUGACGGUCCUGCAGUGGCCCACAUCUGGCAUUCAUGAUGUGGGAUUUGUAUAUUUUACUCUGAAUCAUAUUGAAUAACUGAAUCUGAAUUGUACUCUGAAUUUGAAGCGAUAUACUUUUUUUUCUUUGAAACUGUAUUUGAUCCUCAAUGGAAAUUAAAUUUUGUUUAUUUUCAUAUUCAGUCAUACAAAUACAAAACGAUGUUUUUUUUCAACGUCAGAUUUAGUUUUUGAACUGAGGUUUUAUAUUAACUUUAUGGUCAAGUAUGAAGUAUCCGUUUUGUAUUGCAGCAAACGGAAUCAAAAUUAAUUUCAUUGUAUUUCAGUGCAGAAAGGGUUCUUUUUGGCAGCCCCUCUGACUGUUCAAUCACCUACAUUUUCACAAGUGAUGUGUCGGUUGCGAACGAGCCGGUACAGAGAGCC